AUGAGGAAGUGAGGGACUCUUCUAAACUGAGUGCAAAGAACUAGUCUCUCUUUUGGUGUCUUGCCUACUUUUCUCAUCAUGGUGUUCUAAUGGCAGCAGUAUGAAAUUGGAUGGAUUGAUUGAAUCCUGACACGUGCAGUUUUUAUUUUUUCCGACUAGAAAGCCUUUUCUCACUAAUUUUGAGCUUAUUUGGAAUACCACUUUUGGCUUUUUCCAACAGGAAAUAAAUCCAUUCAAAGUUCUUGGUGUCCUCAUCUGCAAAAGUAAAAGCAAAAAGUAAUACAAUGGAACCAGACUUUUUCACUGCUUUUGCACAGCCUGGUGUGCUUCAUCAUUCGCCACUUCAGAAUGAUGCCAUUCAAGGAGAAAAGAGGAAAUUCAUAAAUCCUACCUCCUGCAAUAACCCUAAGUUGGAAGAACUACAAAUGCUCUUGAUAGAUUGGAUUAACACAACCCUGAAACAGGAACACAUAGUAGUGAAAAGCCUGGAAGAAGACCUGUUUGAUGGGCUGAUACUUCAUCAUCUCUUAGAAAAACUAGGAUCUCUCAGACUGGAUGUUGAGAAGAUUGCACUGACGGAAAAAAAACAGAAACAUAAACUUGCUGUUAUUCUGGAAGCUGUGGCCCAGAGUUUACAACUAGAAGAGAGCCAGCUGAAAUGGAGUGUUGAUUCCAUUUUCCAGAAGGACUUACUGAGCACAUUGUAUCUUCUGAUUGCAAUAGCAAAGCACUUCCAACCUGAUCUGCCUAUCCCUUCAAAUAUUAGUGUGGAAGUAAUAAUCAUUGAGCGUACCUUAACAGGAUUAAGGACAGAAAAUGCAGUGGAAUAUAUCACAGAGAACAGAGAGAAUUUAGAAGGCCAGUCAAAAGCUGAUGCUUUUGAUGAAUUAUUCACACAUGCACCGGACAAACUGGAUGCUGUGAAAAAGGUGCUUUUGCAAUUUGUCAACAAGCAUGUUGGAAAAUUAGGAUUAAAUGUGAAAGAUGCUGAAUCUCAGUUUGCAGAUGGAGUUAUCUUGCUUUUGUUAAUUGGACAACUUGGGGGGUAUUUCCUGAAUUUAAGGGAGUUCUUCCUGACCCCAAAUUGUGCUACGGAAAUGUCACACAGGUGACACAGCAAGGGUAGGGGUCACAAAGAUUCCUUCACAUUGUCCCACAAAUGUACCUCAACCCUAACUUGAUGGAACCAUCGCUAA
This is a messenger RNA of Chelonoidis abingdonii (Abingdon island giant tortoise), 1196 nucleotides long. NCBI's taxonomy places the organism in Eukaryota, Metazoa, Chordata, Testudines, Testudinidae. The record is from RefSeq and is a predicted model, not a curated record.